AUGGCCGCAGAGAAAGACACUGAUGGGCACGGUGUGCAGUGUUGUGAUCAGGAGUCAGAAACGGGCGGCAGUGGUGACGGCCUGCAGCCCAUCAUCUUCAACCCUGACUUCUUCGUGGAGAAGCUGUGUCAUGAGCGGCCCGAGGCCUUCACCGAGCUGGUGCUGAGCAAUAUCACGCGACUCAUCGACCUCCCGGGGGCUGAAUUCUCACAGUUACUGGGUGACGAGGAGCCCAAGACACCCAAUGGCACUACAGCUGGAGGCUUCUUCUGCUCGUUCAACUUCCUCAAACGCAAAGACAAAGGUGUUGUGUUCAGCAUGCCUCUCACAGAGGAAGGAGUAGCCCAGAUAUAUCAACUCAUCAUGUUCCUCAGCAAAACUGAGUUUCAGAUGUACAGCGCUUCUAGGACUCUUAGUGACUCCUAAUGACUGUAAUUAAAUACAGAGGCCCCCAAAAGUAUUUAGACACUUGAAGUGCAGUCCUGUUUUUCAGAACAACAGUUUGCAGAAUGAACACAGCUCACAUUGAAAGUCACCUUUAAACCAGCAGCUUUCUGUUGG
Molecule: messenger RNA, 561 nt
Organism: Cyprinus carpio (common carp)
Lineage: Eukaryota; Metazoa; Chordata; Actinopteri; Cypriniformes; Cyprinidae
Product: rho GTPase-activating protein 19-like
Exons: 3
Coding region: 1-426 (141 amino acids)
Biological process (GO): regulation of small GTPase mediated signal transduction
Cellular component (GO): cytoplasm
Molecular function (GO): GTPase activator activity
Source: RefSeq, a predicted model, not a curated record